AUGGUGGGGAACGAUCUGUUGCUGCCGGAGGUUAUCUUCGAUCCGGAGGUUAUCAUAGAUGUCUCUAAAAGCACCCGAGAUGCUCUCGCUGGACUGGCAGAGAUUGACAUGGAUACCCCAGCGUGCGUCGUCUUCUCGUCUGGCUCAACUGGUCUCCCAAAGGCCAUCCAGCUCCCGCACCGCGCGCUGUCCACUUCGGCGUAUCACCUCUCCACCACCGGCCAUCUCUCUCAAUGCUUCCGUGUCUUCCACUUUGCCUCGUUUGCAUUCGACCUCCCCAUCGGCGAACUGUUGUUCUCACUCAGCGCGGGUGCGACGGUCUGUUUGCCGACCGAGGAAGAGAGACGAGCGAACCCGUCCAAAGCCGCUGGAGAUUUGGGCGUGACGUGGGCUCUGCUGACACCCUCCGUAAUCGGCCUGCUUGACCCCGAAGAAGUGCCUACGCUGCGAGUUCUGGCGUCGGCGGGGGAGCAACUUACGACGCAGAUCGUGGAGAGAUGGGCAGGGAGGGUGAGUUUGUUCAACAUGUAUGCGCCGGCCGAGUGUACCGUCAUCUCGCAUAUUUCGCGCAUUUUACCAGGUGCAGAUACACCGCCGGCGUGUAUUGGUCGCAGUCCCGGCGCCGUAUCGUGGGUGGCCAGCCACAACAAUCACGACAAGCUCGUGUCGAUCGGGACCAUUGGCGAACUGCUCGUCGAAGGCCCCGUCGUGUCGUCAGGAUACUUUGGAGACGCCGGGAAAACGGAUGCUAUCCGCGGCGAGGCUCAGGGCGGCAAGAUUGGCAGGGUGUACAAGACGGGGGAUCUGGUGAGGCAAAGAGAAGAUGGCACUUUGCUGUCCCUCGGACGCAAGGAUGAUCAAAUUAAGCUACACGGGCAGCGGCCAGAGGUUGAGGAAGUGGAACACAGCAUUACCUUGCUGUGCUCGAGUGUCCGUAAGGUGGCGGUGGAUUGUGUCAAGAUCACGGAGAAAGGAGGAGGGAAGAGAGCGUUUUUAGUGGCUUUUGUCGCGCCGCAUGAGUUUGAAGAUUGGGGAGAAGUCGGAAAGGAGGGUGGACUGGAAGACACCCUACCCUCAUACAUGCUCCCCUCAUACUUCCUUCCCUUCUUGAACAUUCCCCUCAGCUUGUCCGGGAAAGUGAACCGCAAACUGUUACGGGAAGAAUCGACGACUCUCCUUGGCAGCCAGGAUCACAGGGAGAAGUACCAAUUUCGCACACGCACAGCACGCGAGCAAGCAAGAGACGGAGAGCAGGUGUUACCUUUGGAUGCGGCACGACUGCCCAUCAACGGCAACUUCUUUGGCAUAGGCGGUGAUUCCAUCUCGGCCAUGCGUGUGGCUGCGCUCGCUCGACGCAAGGGACUUCGGCUGGGCGUCGCCGAGAUCUUUAAGCACCAGAUCCUAUCACAAAUUGCAGCUUCUUGCUAUCCAGAGUCAAACACAAACAGCACCUCUCGAGAUUUGUCCGAAAGCUCGUCGACCACCGACAGCAACAGCGAAAAGGCCCUGGGAUGUGAACUACCGCCUGGUCUGCCACAGGAAGUGGCGCAGCAAGUGGAAUUGGCUCUCCCCGCGACAGAUUUCCAGACAAUGAUGCUGUACAACUUUUACUCGCGCUAUCUGUGGGUUUCGCUUCCGGACACCAUCAACACCAAAAGGUUACAGUAG
This is a messenger RNA of Colletotrichum spaethianum, 1668 nucleotides long. Its product is annotated as nonribosomal peptide synthase chyA. NCBI's taxonomy places the organism in Eukaryota, Fungi, Ascomycota, Sordariomycetes, Glomerellales, Glomerellaceae. The record is from RefSeq and is a predicted model, not a curated record. Bases 1 to 1668 code for a protein of 555 amino acids. Gene Ontology annotation, biological process: secondary metabolite biosynthetic process; amino acid activation for nonribosomal peptide biosynthetic process. Gene Ontology annotation, molecular function: phosphopantetheine binding. Gene Ontology annotation, cellular component: cytoplasm. The transcript is spliced from 4 exons.